Molecule: messenger RNA, 761 nt
Organism: Etheostoma spectabile (orangethroat darter)
Lineage: Eukaryota; Metazoa; Chordata; Actinopteri; Perciformes; Percidae
Gene: mrpl35
Product: mitochondrial ribosomal protein L35
Exons: 4
Coding region: 45-683 (212 amino acids)
Biological process (GO): translation
Cellular component (GO): mitochondrion; ribosome
Molecular function (GO): structural constituent of ribosome
Source: RefSeq, a predicted model, not a curated record
ACAUUUGUUUCGAUAUUUGUUUAACAUACAUACGGAUAGCCUACAUGCCCAGUAACAAAUUGCUAGAUGGCGGUAAUGCUCUGUGUCAUAUUCAUAAAAGAGAAAUUUGUCCAAACAGGGCUCCGUACUUACGUCAGCAUUCUAGAGAAAACAUGGCGGCCGCCCUGGCAAGGAAGGUGUCCGGGCUGCUGAGGCCGCUGUCUGGCUCUCUGUGUGCCAAGACAUCACAACUCUGUAAACUCUCCAGCCUCAUCCAGCCUCCACCUCGCUACAGCUCUGCUGCAGCCGCUGUCCGCGCUCCUAUGCCGGCUGCAGUGUGUCAGACACCCCGGUACAACCUUCUUCAACGGGUAACGGCACUUAUUCCUAGUUUGAAUCAACAACCAAGCAGAAGUCUGACAUAUGUCAGUCUGAAGAAGGGGAAGAGGAAGACUGUAAAAGCUGUGACAGACCGAUUCAUGAGGCUGCAUUGUGACCUUUGGAUCAGGCGCAAGGCUGGAUACAAGAAGAAACUGUGGAAGAAGAAACCUGCCAGACGAAAGCGCCUGAGGGAGCAUGUAUUCUGUAACAAAACACAGAGCAAGCUUUUCGAUAAAAUGACAACCUCUUUUUGGAAAAGGAGGAACUGGUAUGUUAACGAUCCGUACUUGAAGUACCAUGAUCGGGUCAACCUUAAACUGUAAUUUGCUGAUUCAUGUGUGACAUCUUGUUUUUGAACAUAAUGUUAUGUUAUAUAUAAUAAAAUCAUAUCUGAUAAAUAA